AUGUCAAGGAGAGGAAAAUCUAGACAGAUCCCUGAUGAUGAUGAGGAUUUUGAUUAUGAAGCAAAUGACAACGAAGUGUUGCCUGCCAGAAGAUCCAGGUCGAGAGUGACAUCCUACAAAGAGCAAGAGGAAGACUACCAGGAGGAGUUCCAGGAGGAGUUCCAAGAGGACAUCAAACAAGAAGAAGCGCCCCAAGAUAUAAAAGCCGAACCAGAAGAAGAGGCAGAGGAAGAUAUCUUUGCAGAUGACUCUUCUACUGAAAAAGACGACGGUGGAGACGACUAUAUAGAAGACGACAAUGUCGAUAAUGAAGAUGAUGACCAGAUUACCACCAGUAGAAGAAAGCGCGGAAGGAAAAAGGUUGUCAAGAAUAGACAUAUUGGUUCAGAUGAUGAAUUCUAUGAUGAUGGAGAUGAUGAUGAUGACGACGAUGAUAUUAUCAGUGAAGAGGACGAUUACAUGGAAAAGCUUCAGCAACGUAAUUUCAUAGUACAAGAUGAAGAAGACGGGGAUAGUGCAUAUGGCGUAUCCAGACCCAAAAAAAAGAAGGCUAAAAAGGUGAAAAAUUCAAGAUCUGCUUCACCCAAGCGGAGUACCAGAUCAGGGAAAACCUUUGGAGAAGACAUUUUGCCCGAACCUGCCGCCGACGAUGAAUCAGAAGAUGAUAUUCAAAAGGAAAUUGCUGAUUUAUAUGAUUCGUCUCCUAUUAAGGGAAGUCCAAUUCAGCAUAAGCUAAGAGAAAGGGCUAAAGUCGAUUAUACCAUCCCACCACCAAUAAGCAAUGAUGCAAUGUUUAACAGCUUCCCCAGAGCAAACACACCAAAAAGAGGUAGAGGUAGACCAAGUUAUAACAAGAGUGAAUUUAGAAAAAUAUUAUAUCCCACGGCAGGUCCCUUUGGUGGAAGUGAUGUGAUUUCUUUAUUUGGAACAAACAUUCCACCAGGAGGCAUUCCAAUUCAAACCAUUCCUGGUAUGCCACAAGCUCCUAGUAAUAAUUUAACUGCCAUUGGUCAAAAUUUAAGUGAUUCUGAUUCUUCAGAAGAUGAAAUUGCUCCUAUAAAUGGUGAAGCUACCGUUUCCAAGAAGGUACCAAAGCCUAAGUCGGGCACCAAACUAACUACUGGAGGUGAUACUAGGAAAAAGAGUAACCUUUCAGAUACUGAUCCUCUUGGAGUUGAUAUGAAUAUUGAUUUCUCCGUAGUUGGUGGUUUAGACAAUUAUAUUAACCAAUUGAAAGAAAUGGUGGCAUUACCCUUAUUAUAUCCUGAAUUGUAUCAAAACUUCGGAAUAACCCCACCACGAGGUGUUUUAUUCCAUGGUCCUCCUGGUACUGGUAAAACUUUAAUGGCAAGAGCAUUAGCUGCCAGUUGUUCCACGGCUGAACGUAAAAUUACAUUCUUUAUGAGAAAAGGAGCUGAUUGUUUAAGUAAAUGGGUCGGUGAAGCUGAAAGACAAUUGCGCUUAUUAUUUGAAGAAGCCAAGAAUCAACAACCUUCAAUUAUAUUUUUUGACGAAAUUGAUGGGUUAGCACCAGUAAGAUCAUCCAAACAAGAACAAAUUCAUGCCAGUAUUGUAUCAACAUUGUUAGCAUUAAUGGAUGGUAUGGAUAAUCGUGGUCAAGUUAUCGUUAUUGGUGCUACUAAUAGACCAGACUCUAUUGAUCCAGCAUUGAGAAGACCUGGUAGAUUUGAUCGUGAAUUUUAUUUCCCCUUGCCUGAUAUUCCAGCAAGAUUGGAGAUUUUACAAAUUCAUACCAGGAAAUGGCAUCCAUCAUUACCUAAAGUUUUCUUGGAGAAAUUGGCUGAAUUGACUAAAGGUUACGGAGGUGCUGAUUUGCGAGCAUUAUGCACUGAAGCUGCUUUGAAUAGUAUUCAACGGAAGUAUCCUCAGAUUUAUUCCAGUAAUGAUAAGUUAAAGAUCAAUCCUUCAAAGGUUACUGUGAUUGCUCAAGAUUUCAUGAAAGCAAUGGAAAAGAUUGUUCCAUCAAGUGCAAGAUCUACUUCGUCUGGUUCAGCACCAUUACCCGAGCAUUUAGUACCGCUUCUUGAAGACAAUUUCAAAGAGAUCACUAGCAAACUUAAUGAGUUACUUCCAGGAAUCAAGAAUACCAACUCCAAGAAAACCACAACAUUGGAAGAAGCCAAGUAUUUGGACCCUUCAAUAAAAGAUGAAGAUGGAGGAUUCUCCAAACAUCAACUUCUCAGGAGUUUAGAUACUUCGCGUAUUUUCAAGCCUCACUUACUCAUAUCUGGCCCACGAGGAAACGGACAGCAAUAUCUUGGGGCUGCUAUCUUGAACCAUUUAGAAGGAUUUCAAAUCCAAUCAUUAGAUUUAGGAAAUAUGUUUGGGGAUGUUACUCGUACGCCUGAACUGACCAUUGUCCAAACAUUUGUUGAAGCAAGAAGACAUCAACCAAGUAUUAUAUACAUUCCAAAUAUUGAAAUUUGGUUUAAUGUUGUUCCAUACACCGCAAGAGCUACUUUGAUUAGUUUAUUUAGAGGAUUGAAGAGUAAUGAAAGGGUUUUGCUUUUGGGAAUUUCCGAUUGUCAUGUUGAGGAAUUGGACGAUGAGAUUAAGGAUGGAUUUGGAUUUGGCAAGAAUGAUAAGAGUUCGGUUGAGUUGAAAUCUCCUACUCAAUCACAACGUGAAAAUUACUUUUCCAUCGUGUUAAAGACUAUUCACAUGAGACCUUUCGAGUUUAUCAAUGACUUGGAAAAUCGUCCAUUAAGAAAGUUGAAACAAUUAAAGAUCGUGAAAGAACAAGGCAAACCAUCUGAUGUAGCCAUUCAGAAGGAAAAAGCCAAGGAACAAGAAUACAAGGACACGAAAUUAAAGAAUAUUCUUAAAAUUAAACUUGCUGGAUUAAUGGACCUUUUCAAGAAUAGAUACAAGCGAUUCAAGAAGCCUAUUAUUGAUGAAAACUUCUUGAUUCAUUUGUUUGACCCAUCUGUUCUUGAAAAUCCUUUGAAUUUAUAUGAGGUUCUCUACGUCAAGUCAGAUGAUCCAGAACAUAAGAAUAUGAUUAAGGAAUUGACUACUGGAAGAUAUUACUAUAAUAUGGAUUUGGAUACUAUUGAAGAGAGAUUAUGGAAUGGGUACUAUAGUGAACCUAAGCAGUUCCUUAAAGAUAUCAAGAUGAUAGUCCGCGAUUCCAUAACUUCAGGAGAUAGAGAACGUAUCUUGAAAGCUAAUGAAAUGUUAACCAAUGCCCAGUUUGGAAUCGACGAUUUCUCCACUCCAGAAUUUUUGAAGAAUUGUCGUGAGGUCAGAGAAAGAGAUUUGAAGAAGCAGGAGAAGUUGUUGGAAGAACAUAGGAAAUUACAAGAAGAACUUCAGAAACAAGCUGAGCUUAGCCAAACAUUGACUCAUGAAGCGAUAGAAGGUGCCAUCCCAGAAGAGCCUCAUGUGAAUGGCGUGGUUGUCAAUAGUGAUCCAGCACCAGUAAGCAGCUUGAACAACUUAUUAACAGAAACUUCUGCUGAAGCACCAGCACCAGAGGUAAGUACAGCGAAUGAGGUUGUUCCUAUUGUUACAGACCAAGUUGAAGAGCAAGUUGAAGAGCAAGAGCAAGAGCAAGUGCUUGAGCAAGUGCAAGUGCCAGUGCAAGAGCCAGUGCAAGAGCAAGUGCAAGAGCAAGUGCAAGUGCAAGAGCCAGUGAAAGAGCAAGAAGAAUCGGAAUCUGACUCAGAAUCAGAAGCCGAAGAGCUUGAUAUAGACCAAUCCAGACAAGUUACCAUUGACGAGGACAAGUUGCAAUCAUUAAACAACAAACUCGUUACAGUAACCGACAAUUAUAAUAUUGAAAAAUUAGAAAACGUUAUGGCCAAAUUAAUGGAUAUUGUUUGGAAAGAUCGAAACCAAUGGGAUAAAUCAGAAACUUUACAAAAUCUUACAACAGCCAUUGACUCUUUAUAG
This is a messenger RNA of Spathaspora passalidarum NRRL Y-27907, 3915 nucleotides long. RefSeq lists its product as uncharacterized. Gene Ontology annotation, molecular function: ATP binding; ATP hydrolysis activity; histone binding. Gene Ontology annotation, cellular component: nucleus. Lineage: Eukaryota; Fungi; Ascomycota; Pichiomycetes; Serinales; Debaryomycetaceae. The record is from RefSeq and is a predicted model, not a curated record. Gene Ontology annotation, biological process: positive regulation of transcription by RNA polymerase II. The coding region runs from base 1 to 3915 and encodes 1304 amino acids. The transcript has a single exon.